Molecule: messenger RNA, 1511 nt
Organism: Scylla paramamosain (green mud crab)
Lineage: Eukaryota; Metazoa; Arthropoda; Malacostraca; Decapoda; Portunidae
Product: B-cell receptor-associated protein 31-like
Exons: 7
Coding region: 217-909 (230 amino acids)
Biological process (GO): endoplasmic reticulum to Golgi vesicle-mediated transport; intracellular protein transport
Cellular component (GO): endoplasmic reticulum membrane; endoplasmic reticulum
Source: RefSeq, a predicted model, not a curated record
GAGAGUCCAGAGUGACUAUGUGUACAGCACCUGCCACACUCGUGACACUUCCAUUCUUUUUCUGCUCCAUUAUUCCUUGUGGACAGUUUAAGUAUUACAUACAUGUGCAGUUAUUUCCAUAGGCAGAUUACCGAUUCUAAUUUGUAUUGGUUAUGAAGAUAUUUCAGCCUAAAUAGUGCAUAGCAUCUAAAUUACUCCAGGUGCAGCCACAGCAAGAUGAGUAUUCAGUGGACAUUGAUUGCAGGGGUGAUGUAUAUUGAGCUGGCAGCUACUGUGCUGCUGCUCAUACCUUUCAUUUCCCCCACAAGAUGGCAUCAGAUCUUCAAGUCCAGGUUCCUGCGCAGCAUUGGAAAUAUGUCUCAUAUAUAUUUCAAGAUGUUCCUACUGUUGCUUGUACUGUUCUUUAUAGAUGCCAUCAGAGAGAUGAGGAAGUAUGGUGGGGAGCUUGCAGAACAGAGUCGGGGAGACCACGGCCACCACUUGGAUGCUGAGAUGCAGGCUCACAUGAGACUCUUCAGGGCACAGCGAAAUUUCUACAUCUCUGGUUUCUCUCUCUUCCUCUGGGUGGUGCUGCAGCGUCUGGCCACCCUCAUCUCUCGGCUGGCUGUCACUAUGGCUGACAGUGAAGCUGCCAUGAAGCAGGCCAAGAGUGCCUCUGAUGCUGCUGCUCAGCUGCUCAAGCAGGAAAAAGUGGAGCAGGAGGAAGACCAACAGAAAGAAGCCAAUGUCUCAAAUGAAAUCAAAGAGCUGAAGGAAGAUAAGAAACGCUUGGAGGCAGAGCGUGAUGCAGCAUUGAAGCAAGCUUCUGCUGUGAGCCGAGAGUAUGACCGCCUGAUGGAGGAACAUGCUGAUUUACAAGCAAAGCUGAAGAAGGCUGAAGGUGUGGUAGAAUCAAAGAAGGAUGAUUAAGCUCUCCAACUGCUGAGAUCAUAAAAAAUGAUGCCACAGAGGGAGUGCUGUCUGAGCUUAGAGUGUUCCAGUUUACUCAAGAACAAGCAGCAGCUUCAAGCAGUGUAUUGCAAUUUCAAGCAACAUGAAAUUUCUUUUACAUGCUUUGGGAAGAGAUCUGGUUUUCGUAAAUUAUUUUGGAAACUCAUACUUGUCUCAUCUCUUCAGCUUCAAGAAUAACCAGAGAAUGAGUGGACUGUAGUGUCAGCAGACUUAAAGGAUAAUUAUAUUUAUUUGACCAUGUGCAUCCUAUGUAUGCAUCACAUGUUUGAGCUGAAUAAAUAACAGAGUUUUCUAUCCAAAAGGUUGUAAUUUACUGCUGUUCUACACCACUUUCACCAUGACUACUCUCAUACCUUGGUUGUGUGAAGAAGUUAUUGUGGCUUGAUAUGGUUUGGAAAUAAUAAACCAAAAGUAACAGUUCUUUGAGUGUUGGGUUGUAUUGAUUUUGAGGUAUGUAUUGUGAAAUGGUGUUUAUCAUUUUAUUCAGUAUAUUUAGAAUAAAUCAGUAUGAAAUUCAGUGUAUACAAAUUGCAGAUUUAGUAAAAUGUGAAAUACAGUAA